AUGGACCAUCUCGAGCCCUACGACCUGUGCAGUGUGGCACAGACCUGCGCCGCUCUCGACCGAGUGAGCAGCGCCGACUGCAUCUGGCGUCGGUUUUGUGAUGUCGGUACGCCGUGGAAGGGCAAGUACAUGAAGUGGCUCGCGCCUCGGUUAAAGCGAUUUGCCCGCAGAAGACAGGCGGAAAUGCAGUCUACCACGCCGAGCCCAGCAGAGCGAACAUUGAAGGUGGUGCUCUACGGUGAUUGGGGUCCGUUCGAGAGGAUUGAGCGACUGAUUUCGGUGGAAACAGGUGUGGGCAAGAGCACGCUCCACCGCCGUCUCACUGGUUAUCGGUAUGUGCCCUACCAACCGCCAACAACGUUGCGCAUUCCAUACCGGGUUCAGACUCUCCAGAUCGCGGGACUGCCCGUCACCCUCCAUCUUGGAGCCAAGGCGGAUCUGGAGGAGCGUAGGCAGGUGACGGCUGCGGAAGGCCAGGCCCUGGCUCUCGAGCUCGGCACACUCUGGGCCGAGACCAGCAGCUUGACCGGAAGAGGAGGUGCGGCCAGCUGA
This is a messenger RNA of Acanthamoeba castellanii str. Neff, 552 nucleotides long. RefSeq lists its product as uncharacterized. The record is from RefSeq and is a predicted model, not a curated record. The coding region runs from base 1 to 552 and encodes 183 amino acids. NCBI's taxonomy places the organism in Eukaryota, Discosea, Longamoebia, Acanthamoebidae. The transcript is spliced from 7 exons. Gene Ontology annotation, molecular function: GTP binding; protein binding; GTPase activity.